CUAAGCUAUAUUCAAUUGGCUUUAGUUACUGUUCAGUUUGUACGUUCUUUAUACAGAUACGUGCUCUAUAUAUAUUAAAUAUAUAGCUAAGCAAAACAGCUACACACAAUGUCUGGCACAACCCAAAGCCAUAGACGCUGCUUGGAAGACGCUUUUGGUGGUCAGAGGACAAUGGAUCCACGGCUCGAUCAGCUGGUCGUGUAUAGUUCAGUGUUGGAGCACUUGCUACAACAGAAGCUACACUAUGAGCGCGACCGGGACUUGGAGCUGUUGCGUCUCGAGCGUUUCAAGUGCGAGGGCAUGCAAACUGCCCGCUUAAGGAUACAACAGCGUGUGGUUAAACGAGUCCAGGGUAUGCUGCCAGACAUUGUAUUUAAAUUGCGCAAUGAGCAUGACAGACUCGAGAAAUUUAUGCAGCGAGAGUCGCAGCUAAAGCUAAUCAAUGAGAGUUUAUAUGACAAGAGCUCGCAGCUUUUGCAUGCCUGCAAACAAAAUCUCAAACAGACGCUCUAAAUAUUCUAAAACUCUCUCUCGCUCUCCCUCUCUCUCUCAAAAUUUUAAAACGCCUAACAAGCAAACAAACCAAACUA
This is a messenger RNA of Drosophila busckii, 590 nucleotides long. Its product is annotated as tubulin-specific chaperone A. Gene Ontology annotation, cellular component: cytosol; microtubule cytoskeleton. Bases 109 to 513 code for a protein of 134 amino acids. The record is from RefSeq and is a predicted model, not a curated record. Lineage: Eukaryota; Metazoa; Arthropoda; Insecta; Diptera; Drosophilidae. Gene Ontology annotation, molecular function: beta-tubulin binding. Gene Ontology annotation, biological process: post-chaperonin tubulin folding pathway; tubulin complex assembly. The transcript has a single exon.